CCCGCCUCGGGCCGCCCCGCCGCCCGGCAUGGAGGAGAGCUCCAGCUGCGAGAGCCUCGGCGCCGGGCGGGCGGCGGCGGCGGCGCCGCGGCCGCCCAGCGGCGACUCCCUCUCCAGUGCUUCCACUUCUCAAUCGGACCAUUCUACUCACACCAAAUCUGUCUCUGCUAUAUCAUCUGACUCGGUCUCCACCUCGGCAGAGAACUUCUCUCCAGAUUUAAGGGUCCUGAGGGAGACUAAUAAAUUGGCUGAAAUGGAAGAGCCACCUUUGCUACCAGGAGAAACCAUUAAAGACAUGGCUAAGGAUGUUACUUACAUCUGCCCCUUCACUGGAGCAAUCAGAGGAACCCUUACUGUUACCAAUUAUAGGCUGUAUUUUAAAAGCAUGGAACGGGACCCUCCUUUUGUCCUAGAUGCAUCUUUAGGUGUAAUUAACAGAGUGGAGAAAAUUGGAGGCGCUUCCAGUCGUGGUGAGAAUUCAUAUGGGCUGGAGAUUGUGUGCAAGGACAUCCGAAGCCUGCGGUUUGCUCAUAAGCCCGAAGGCAGAACGAGACGAUCCAUAUUUGAGAACCUGAUGAAAUAUGCUUUCCCAGUUUCAAACAAUCUGCCACUUUUUGCAUUUGAGUACAAAGAGGUUUUCCCAGAAAAUGGAUGGAAGGUGUAUGACCCCACUUGGGAGUACAGAAGACAGGGAAUUCCCAAUGAAAGCUGGAGGCUGACCAAGAUUAACGAGCGCUAUGAGCUCUGUGAUACCUACCCUGCCAUUCUAGCUGUGCCUGUAAACAUUCCUGAUGAAGAACUAAAGAGAGUAGCAUCUUUCAGAUCCAGAGGACGCAUACCAGUUUUGUCAUGGAUUCACCCAGAAAGCCAAGCGACCAUCACUCGCUGUAGCCAGCCCAUGGUGGGAGUGAGCGGCAAGCGGAGCAAGGAGGAUGAGAAGUACCUUCAGGCCAUCAUGGAUUCUAAUGCUCAGUCCCAUAAAAUCUUCAUCUUUGAUGCAAGGCCUAGUGUGAAUGCAGUAGCCAAUAAGGCCAAAGGAGGGGGCUACGAGAGCGAGGACGCCUACCAGAACGCAGAGUUAGUGUUCCUGGACAUUCACAACAUUCACGUUAUGAGGGAGUCGCUGCGAAAACUGAAGGAGAUUGUGUAUCCCAACAUUGAGGAGACUCACUGGCUGUCCAAUUUAGAGUCAACUCACUGGCUAGAGCAUAUCAAGCUCAUUCUCGCUGGAGCGCUUCGGAUCGCUGACAAGGUGGAGUCGGGGAAGACCUCUGUGGUUGUGCACUGCAGCGACGGCUGGGACCGGACAGCCCAGCUCACCUCUCUCUCUCUGCUCAUGUUAGAUGGCUACUACCGAACUAUCAGGGGCUUUGAAGUGCUGGUGGAGAAGGAGUGGCUGAGCUUCGGCCACAGAUUUCAGCUGAGGGUUGGACAUGGAGAUAAGAACCAUGCAGAUGCUGAUCGCUCUCCAGUCUUCCUCCAGUUCAUCGACUGUGUCUGGCAAAUGACAAGACAGUUUCCUACAGCAUUUGAGUUCAACGAGUAUUUCCUGAUAACCAUCCUGGAUCACUUGUAUAGCUGUUUGUUUGGGACCUUCCUGUGCAGCAGUGAGCAGCAGAGAGUGAAGGAGAGCCUUCCGAAAAAGACCGUGUCGCUCUGGUCUUACAUCAACAGCCAGCUGGAGGAGUUCAGCAACCCCCUGUACGUGAGCUACUCCAACCACGUGCUGUAUCCCGUGGCCAGCAUGCGGCACCUCGAGCUCUGGGUCGGCUACUACAUCCGCUGGAACCCGCGCAUGAAGCCGCAGGAGCCUGUCCACAAUCGCUACAAGGAGCUCCUUGCCAAGCGGGCUGAGCUGCAGAAGAAGGUGGAGGAGCUGCAGAGGGAAAUCACCACACGCUCCUCGUCCUCGUCGGAGCGCGCCGGCUCCCCCGCGCAGUGCGUCGCUCCCGUACAGACGGUGGUGUAAAAGGGGGACUAUUUUUUGCCCUGUACCUUCCCAGGACUGUGGGUGCAGCUGUUCUGAAGCCCUCUGGAUUUCCAGCACAAUGUCUGGGAAAUGCCAACCUAUUUAUUUAUUUCUUUCCAGGGUAAUUUAUUAGUACUGUAGCACUAGAGGAAGCUUAAGCAAAAACAAACAAGGCCCCCUAUGCAACUAACCUUCUCAGUGGCUUGAUGGUAACACAAGCUCAUUGCACUUGCCACCUAAAAGAAACCUAGAGCUCAUUCUUUGUUCACUUCUGUGCUUGAAGUCACCUGGGUUUACAGAGAGAUAGUGCACUGGAAGGAAGUGCUGUGGAGGAAAAAUGCCUACCCAGAAGUUUGAAAACCCUCCCGUUUGCUAGGAGGAAGCACUGAAUGGGACUGUUGUGGAGCCCAGAAGGCAGCUGUGAAGCCACGAGCCUCGCUGUUGGUGUCAGCACUGUGGGGUUGAUGAGGGGAUUUGCCACCAUCCCCAGAGACCAGCAGUGACGGCAUCGCAACCCCACUUCCUUUCUCACUUUCCCCUUCACUCUAGCUCUGAGGAAGCCAUGUAAAUGAGGCCUUAUUUAAAGGAGGGGCAGCUUUUACCACUCCACCAGGGCACGUAGAAGAGCAACCUACAUGAUUUGACUUUGUAGGGUGAAGUUUACUUCCACCUCUGCAUCUUUAUAGUCUCACCUUCAGUUUAUGUGGGCUGUGCCAGGCUGCAGCUCAAGCACCUCUGUUUCUCAGGGGAUAGCAGAGCAUGGCUCCUUAGGCCUUCCUACAGCUCCUCUGGCCUCCAGUGCCUCCUGCUUAGCAGGGGAAAGGGAGUGGGAUACUGAGGGGCACAUGUGAAGUGCUGGGAGCCGCUGUUUCAUUCUGCUUAGUGAUGUUAAUGCUUCUGUGCAGGGUCAGCGUGGUGUGCUGCAGGUAUUUCAGUUUUCUGCUAACUCAUAGAAGCAACUGUGUAUUGACCAAAGAAGCCUUUCUGCCCACAUUGCAACUGCUACUUCAGGCCAUGCUGCCAGGCUAAACAGCUGAGCCCAUGAGAGCCCUACAGUUAGGUCUUCUUGCCUCAUGGUGUCCUUCAAGAAUGUGUCACCUGCCCAAAGUCCAAAUUCAACUUUAAUACAAAAUGUUACUGUACAAAUGGAGAUAAAAAAAAGACAUUUGGUGAAAACCAUGACUGCCCCAUUGCUCUUCCCAACAGCCAUGUGCAGGGCUGUAAAAGAACAGAGUUACAAGUUGUGCAGGGGCAGGAUCUUCCUUCCUUCCCUGUGAAAGCAGAGGGGACCCUAGACUGGGGUCCCCUGUUCCAUACACCCCUCUGCAGCGUGCACCACUCAGCUUCUCUCCCACCAUGAAGUAUUUUGUGAGAGAGCACCGGAGUGGACCAAGACCAACUUAUGCCUGAGAAACUUCCUUUCAAAAGCCACCUUCCCGCUGAGGCAGCAGCAGCAGCAUCCCCCUGCAGUCUCAGGGUUGAACCCUGGGGUUCAACGGUGCACAGACUCCCCUCACAAUACCUUCUGAAGGACUUGGGUUUGCUUUAAGGUUCAAGGGCAGCUCUGCUCUCGCGUACAAUCACCACAGAAGAUGGUUCACAGUGUUACUCUGUAUUAGCAAACUGACCCUGUGUGUAUAUUUUGUUCCUUGAUGAAGGCUGUUUGGUUUCCUGAACACUAAUAAAAAUGGUAAGUGGGUAAA
Messenger RNA from Colius striatus (speckled mousebird), 3672 nucleotides. It is a transcript of the gene MTMR2, whose product is annotated as myotubularin related protein 2. NCBI's taxonomy places the organism in Eukaryota, Metazoa, Chordata, Aves, Coliiformes, Coliidae. Gene Ontology annotation, molecular function: phosphatidylinositol-3,5-bisphosphate 3-phosphatase activity. The transcript has 15 exons. Gene Ontology annotation, biological process: dephosphorylation. Bases 29 to 1969 code for a protein of 646 amino acids. The record is from RefSeq and is a predicted model, not a curated record.